Molecule: messenger RNA, 1242 nt
Organism: Lathyrus sativus (Indian pea)
Lineage: Eukaryota; Viridiplantae; Streptophyta; Magnoliopsida; Fabales; Fabaceae
Source: the annotation of a GenBank genome assembly
AUGAUGACGCCAUUGAUGUUACCCAAGCUCAAUCUCAUGAUUCUUGUAUUAUGCCUUUUACUCUCUUUCGAUCAACACAAACGCACCACCACCAACAACAACACCACUACAUUCAAUUUCAUCAACACCAUUCCCUUGCAUUCUUUUUCCAGUGGUCCAGUUUCUUUAUCAGUAAUCAACAAUCACUAUUCUCAAUCACUUCUGCAAUAUGAUUUCUACCGCAAUUCGUGUCCCGGCGCUGAACGUAUCGUUCGUUCUGCAAUUCAUUGGCUUCAUAAAACGAAUCCUUCUUUGAUUCCAGCUCUUAUUCGUCUUGCUUUUCAUGAUUGCUUCAUUCAAGGGUGUGAUGCUUCUAUUUUGUUAGAUGAUGAUGAUUACAUUGAUUCAGAGAAAGAUUCACCUCCCAAUGGAAAUCUCAAAGGAUUUGAUGUAAUAGAAACCAUAAAAUCCAAUCUCGAAGAAGCGUGUCCGGGAAUUGUUUCUUGUGCUGAUAUCAUUGUACUUGCCGCAAGAGAUUGUGUUGUUCUGGCUGGUGGUCCAUUCUAUCCUUUGAAUACAGGCAGGAGAGAUGGUUCAAACUCUUUUGCUGACAUUGCAACAGAUGAGCUUCCUUCACCCUAUUCCGAUUUAUCUCAAAUCCUUGCAACCUUCAAGUCAAGGGGAUUUGAUGAAAGAGAAAUGGUCACUCUCUUAGGUGCCCACAACGUUGGUGUAAUCCACUGCAAUUUCUUCAAAAACCGUCUCUAUAACUUCAACGGAACUAACGAACCUGACCCUUCUUUGGACACUGAAUUUCUAAAUGUACUAAGAUCAAGAUGCAAUGAAACUGAUGCUUUGUCCACGUCAACAUCAGCAUAUACAUCUCCUACCUCACCUUCUUCCUUAAUUAAAGAGCAACAGAAAAUCACCAUGGACUCUGAGAAAUCUGUAUCAAAUUUCAGGAUGUAUGUCUCACCUUCUUCCUUAAUUGAAGAGCAACAUGAAAUCACUAAGGACUAUAAGAAAUCUGUAUCUAAUUUCGGGAUGUUAUACUAUCGCAACCUAUUGCACGGUAAGGGAAUCCUCUAUGCUGAUCAGCAGCUAAUGGAAGGGGAAAAAACCAAGUAUUGGGUUCAUGAAUAUGCGUCUAAUCCUAGUUUGUUCCAUCAAGAUUUUGCCAUGGCAAUGAUGAAACUCUCGGAUCUCCAGGUUUUGACAACGCCUAUGGGACAGAUUCGACGCAGUUGCUCAAAAGUUGCAUGA